CGAUUCAAAUUAACCGAUGAAUUGGUUGAUCUGCAAUCUGAGAUCAGCAUUAAAGAACGCCUGGUGAUGGAACUGGAACGUAGUGAACGACGAUUAAAUGAAGUACGAAUCACUUAUGAAAAGAAGCUCGCCGAAUUGUCCCUUCGAAUCGCAGCCACUGAAGCUGAAAGAGAUCGUGUUCUCUCUGAAAUGGCGACUAAAAAUGCGUCGAAACUCGAUUCGGAACACGUGAAGAAGAUUCGUGAAGACUACGAAAGGAAACUGAAUGAAAUGCGAACCGAGUUCAAGAAGUUGCAAUCGGUCGAAAGGGAACAUCGUAAAAUGCAAGCUCGACAAGCAAUGGAACAACAGCAGUUAAUGAAGUUACGCGGUGAAUUGUCCGACAUGAAGAAACUUAAGGUUGAAUUAAUGCAAAAAAUCAAAGAAGAAGCAAAGAAAGCGAAAGCAUCCGAAUUGGCCCAUUCGAAGCGAGUAGCUGGAUUAGAGAAGGAAUCGAGGAAGAAAGACAAUCAAAUAAAGCAAUUGGAGAACCGAGAUCGUCAAAGGGAAAUGUUCUUGAAGAGGACCAAUGAUGAACUGGCGCGAUUACGUGAAAAGAAUCGACAAACGGUAUGCAUCAAAUGUAAACUGUAUUCACUGCGGAUUAACUGA
Molecule: messenger RNA, 651 nt
Organism: Anisakis simplex (herring worm)
Lineage: Eukaryota; Metazoa; Nematoda; Chromadorea; Rhabditida; Anisakidae
Source: the annotation of a GenBank genome assembly